AUGAGUAGUAGUGAUAGUACUAAUAAUGUUAGUACAACAUCACCAACUGGUUAUGUAAAUGAACAGUUGGUGUAUGCAGAGGUUCAAUUAGAGAGACCGUUACUUAAAGCACCGAUAGAAUCUCUGAACAAAUCAUUCAGAGUGGCUCAAAAGCUACUAGAGAAAGAGAUGACUCAAUUGGUAAACUCUAUCAACGAUCUAAACAAGAAGAAAUCAAGCAUAUCACCUGAAGAUGCAAAGAAUACAAUAGAGAAACUAUUGACAAAGAUGAAUAAUUUAAAGAGAAAAAUUGAAGAAACAAAAGAUGAAGAAGAAGUACAAAUAAAAAGAAUGAAAUCGAGAAUAACACAUUUGAAACAUACCUGUGAGAAUCAUUCAGAUCAUUAUAUCAAAGAGGAAUUCAACAAUAAGAGAGUGGAUAGAGUUAUCAUUGAUCAUCUUUUGCGUGAAGGUUUCUAUGACACUGCAAUAAAGUUAGCAACAACUUCAAAUAUAACUGAGUUCAUAGAGUUGGUGCGACAGACUAAACUUGGUCCAGCGAUAUCGUAUGCACGUCAGCAUCUUGCACCGAACGCCUCGACCAACAUGCCAGAGAUUCAGGCAGCGAUGGCAACACUCGCCUUCAAGAAGGAUCAGCAAUGCUCGAAAUACCGUCCACUCUUCCAAGAGGAACGCUGGAACGAUCUCAUCCAGCAGUUCAAAUCCGACAACUACAAUCUUCAUUCACUCACCCACCAUUCGCUAUUAAACAUUUCAUUGCAAUCCGGUCUCUCAGUUUUAAAAACAGAACAAUGUGAAGAUGAAGAAACAAAGAAUAUAAAUUGUCCGUUGUGCGAUGAAGAUUUCCAGAGUUUGGCAGAACCAUUGCCUGUCUCAUUGCAAAGUCAUUCUAGUUUGAUAUGUAAGAUAACCGGUGAGAUCAUGGAUGAAGACAAUCCACCGAUGGUUCUACCAAACGGCAAUGUUUACUGCAAGAAUGCAAUGCUUACAAUGGCAACGGAAUACAACAACCAAAUAACAGAUCCGAAAUCAGGCAACAAAUAUGAUUACUCAGAGUUAAGACGUGCAUUCAUAUCAUAG
This is a messenger RNA of Heterostelium album PN500, 1080 nucleotides long. It is a transcript of the gene maea, whose product is annotated as MAEA family protein. The coding region runs from base 1 to 1080 and encodes 359 amino acids. Gene Ontology annotation, molecular function: protein binding; ubiquitin protein ligase activity. Lineage: Eukaryota; Evosea; Eumycetozoa; Acytosteliales; Acytosteliaceae. The transcript is spliced from 4 exons. Gene Ontology annotation, cellular component: nucleus; cytoplasm; GID complex. Gene Ontology annotation, biological process: proteasome-mediated ubiquitin-dependent protein catabolic process. The record is from RefSeq and is a predicted model, not a curated record.